AUGACGCAGUGCUGGCUUUUGCCCGCCGUAGUUCGCUUCAAAAGAUUUUUAAAUCAUGAUAUUUUACUAUUGGAGAAUCAGAUUCCAUUUUUCAUUGUCAAGGCAUUGUAUGGGCCAAAUCGGGCCUCAAUAUCUUCACAAAUUCCUCAGUUUGGACAGAAGUAUUUUAAGCUUGGUUAUUAUCUUGAUGAUAAUGCGCGAAGAUUUUCAUCUGACCAAGGGGAGAAGUACUUACAAACUGGAGAGGAACUCAAUCGCUGGCGCCGAGCAGCACAAUAUCUUGAAGCUGGAGUAAAAUUUAAGAGAAGGGAGUACGAUAGAUUAGAACCACAUUCUUUACUUGAUGUGAAGUUCAGGAAUGGUGCAAUGGAGAUGCCUUGCAUUGUUAUUGAUGAAUCCACUGCCAGCCUUUUCAGGAACCUUAUUGCAUUUGAGCAGACAUGUCCCGAAUUUGGGGAUGACUUCACUGCCUAUAUUGUUUUCUUGUCUCAGUUAGUUAGCAUGCCUGAAGAUGUUACACAACUCGCGAAGAGAGAAAUAAUUGUGCAUCAUCUAGAUAGUGACUUACAAGUGUCAGAUCUGUUCACUAUGCUCAGUAAAGAUGUGGUAUUUGAUUUUAAUGGCACAUAUUAUUUAAAGUCUCUUUGUCAGAUAUUGGAGGUUCAUUAUCAGAAUCGUCUAAAUCGGUGGAUGGCUUGGCUCUGGACGAAUCAUUUCAGGAACCCAUGGUUGGGCUUAGCUGCAGCAGGAACGAUUGUUGUACUUGUCUGCACUGUUUUGCAGACAAUAUACGGCAUAUUGGCAUACAUUAAUCCACCGUAG
Messenger RNA from Brachypodium distachyon (stiff brome), 822 nucleotides. RefSeq names its product UPF0481 protein At3g47200-like. The coding region runs from base 1 to 822 and encodes 273 amino acids. The record is from RefSeq and is a predicted model, not a curated record. The transcript has 3 exons. NCBI's taxonomy places the organism in Eukaryota, Viridiplantae, Streptophyta, Magnoliopsida, Poales, Poaceae.